Messenger RNA from Aspergillus puulaauensis, 1428 nucleotides. RefSeq lists its product as uncharacterized. NCBI's taxonomy places the organism in Eukaryota, Fungi, Ascomycota, Eurotiomycetes, Eurotiales, Aspergillaceae. Gene Ontology annotation, biological process: regulation of transcription by RNA polymerase II. The coding region runs from base 1 to 1428 and encodes 475 amino acids. Gene Ontology annotation, cellular component: chromatin. Gene Ontology annotation, molecular function: RNA polymerase II cis-regulatory region sequence-specific DNA binding; DNA-binding transcription factor activity, RNA polymerase II-specific. The transcript has 3 exons. The record is from RefSeq and is a predicted model, not a curated record.
AUGUGCCUCAACGAUUCGUCACCUGCAUUGACAAAGCGAAAGCACGUCUGCCCCCAUUGCAAGAAAGCAUUCAAGCGCAGUGAACAUUGUUCUCGGCAUCAGCGUAGUAGCCAUACGAGUGAAAGACCGUUUAAAUGCCGAUUCUGUACCAAAAGCUAUGGAAGAAGGGAUCUCACCUCACGACACGAAAGAAUUAACCACGAAGCACAAUAUAUCCAGAGCAAGCAGGAAGGGCUUGCUCAGCCCCGCCAGGAUCACCCAUCCUCCAUCACACCUACAGCGGUUCUACCCAAAGACUCUACCCUCCCCCGCUCAAGCUCGCCGCAAGCCUCCCCAGCUUCAUCCCCCACGACCACAACUACGUCCUCGAUCCCCGAUCCAAUAGAGCAACCAACCCCCGAGCGCCACCGCCCUUUGCCUGAACGACACCAAAAGCACAGCGAGACUGGGCUUGCCUCUGUGACAGAACGGGGUGUCGCGCAUAGCGUUGGAGAUGCCCUAGAUAUGAGGGACUAUACAUACCUACACGCCGGGGCGCUAUCUUUUGAAGGGACAGGCUACGUACCGGAAGGAGAGCUGCUCCGCUUGCCAACGCCUAUUCACUCAGCGACUGUCGAAUCGGCUCUGAGCCCUUUACCACCGAGACCAUAUUCACCUGGUCCACAACUACCGGAUUUCUCAGCGCCCAAGUCUACAAUUCAGGGUGGCUACAGCCCGAUAUCGUUGGAGACUGAUGGGGGCCUCGCUGCAUUUGGCGCAAUGUUCGAUCCGAUCUGGGAUCCAAAUCGAACCAAGUACGACGCGGUACGUGGAUACGCCGCUGAUGCACACAUUCGACGCCAGGGUGAAGGGUUCAGAGCUCCAGUGGCCUCAACAUACGUCGACGAGAGCCCCUCAGCAAGACCACAAUCUCGCCAACCCGACACACCACCCAGACAUUUCGGGUUCAGCGAAUGCACCCGAUGUAGCCUCAUCUCAAGCAUCCUAAGCUGGGCACCCGACUGCCCUGUGGACUUUGUUCUUCCAUCGACGAUGAAGCUUAGGGCCUAUUUGGAUUCGUACCUGCGAAACUUCCACAGCCUAUUCUACGGCUCCGCUUCCAUGGCGGAAGCAACUCCAGGGCUUGUCCCGGAUCAUGCUAUCCUGGCAAUGUGUGCAAUGGGAGCAUUGUUCUGUAACGAACGACUAACGGCUUCAUCCAUUCAUGAUAUUGCAGAAGGCAUGUUAAAUGCUCUCAAACAACGCAUGGCCUGGGAUGGUCUGGCGCCUACGCAUAGAGGUGACCUCAACGAACACUCAUCGGUGACCGAGAAUGAUGGCAGGUCACAUUGGCUCAAGAGAGCCAAUACAUUACUCCUCUUCUACCGGGCAUUCAGCAGUGACAGUUCAAUCCAGGCCCCUCGCGUCACCGGUAGCAGUCAGAGUUAG